CACCCAUACACACACACAGAAAGAGAAAAAUAAAAAACAGAUCGAAAAGUUCUGAUUCCUCUGGAGGACAGGAGCUCUGACUCGUAUGAUGUCUGUUGUGGGCGCCCAGCCUUUCAUCAAGCCAAUGCAGACUUCACCUUCAGUUUCGCCCGGUAUCCAGCGGAGACACACGCUGCCAGCCAGCGAGGUGCGGCCGCUCAACACGCAGGACGCGAUCAGCGUGUUUGAAAUCGAGAGGGAGGCUUUUAUCUCGGUGUCCGGGGAUUGCCCGCUGCACCUGGAUGAAGUGCGUCAUUUCCUCACGUUGUGUCCGGAGCUGUCGAUGGGCUGGUUCGAAGAGGGCCGCCUGGUGGCGUUCAUCAUCGGAUCUCUGUGGGACCAGGACAGGCUCACCUCAGACGCGCUGACCCUCCACAAGCCCUGCGGCUCCACCGUCCACAUCCACGUCUUGGCGGUCCAUCGCACCUUCAGGCAGCAGGGCAAAGGCCCCAUUCUGAUGUGGCGCUACCUGCAGUACCUGCGCUGCCUGCCCAACGUGCGCCGAGCCAUGCUGAUGUGCGAGGACUUCCUCAUCCCCUUCUAUCGCAAGUCGGGCUUCAAGGUCCUGGGCCGCUGCGCCAUCACCGUGGCCAACCUCACCUUCACCGAGAUGUGGUACCCAAUCAGCGGCCACGCGUACAUGCGCCGCAACAGCGAGGCCAUCCGGUUCCCCCAGCAUCCGCUGACUCUUCCUCUGACAAAGACUGAUGAGCAAGUCGAUUUAUGAUUCUGCUUUUGGUGGUUGUUGUGGUUUUUUUCUUACUGACAUCAGGCACCUGGACGGACAGAGCCAUUCCAAGGUUGUGUGAGUCCAUGGGCAGAGUUUUAUUUAGGGGGCCGACUCCUUGUCUUGUAACAAUAUGUAAGAAAGUUGAGUUACAUUAGAUUAUAUCAGUAAGCGCCAGUACUUUUCUUUUGCACAGAGCUCUGUACAUUGCACUGAGGGAAGUCACUGAGGAUUCUGCGUAUUCCUCAGGACUAUUUAAAAAUCAACCUCGUAGAACCAGGAAGGAAAUAAUUUGAUCACCUAUUUCUAAAGUUUAACGGUGAACUUUAACGUAAGAGGGAAAAGAUGGACAGGGUGAUCAGUUCUUGGAUCUUUUUGAUGAGUCAACUUUCCUAGCACCAGACCUUGAUGUCUUUACUUGAUGUCUGCCCUGUUGCUGUUUCAGCUCUCACUGAAGCUGCCUGAGUCCUUACAGACAUACGAUUCCAACACCCAACCUGUGUUCGAUCAACGCGUCGCGCAGAAACUCGAACUUCAUCCAAGCUGAAAGACUGACGAGUCGCAAAACAAACAACUUUUCAGUCAGAACAAGGUCACUCAAAGACUUGUAGGACGUCCUUGAAUGUCUGGAUGGCACCAAAUCUGGGUCUCAGUGGAACGGGAUGGUGAACGUGAAGGGUUACGCAGCUUAAAUAAACUUAAAUGGUUUAACUAGAGGAAGCCCCAACAAAUCUUUUCUAAAGUUGGGCGCCCUUAAGACUUUCUGGGCUCUUGGCUGCCUCCUCUGGCCAAACAGGAAAAUAAUAAGGAAUUAAUUUAAGAAACAAGAACAUAAGCUUACCUGUGUUGCGCUAUUUAUCUAUUUAUUCAUAUUUUUGUUAUUCAUAGGAUAUCACAUGGGUGUGCAGUUUUGGUAUCCAAUACCAGAUAAACACUGGGCCAGUAUCACAGAUAUCGAUUCUGGAACUGAUACUAAUACUUUUUAUUAUUCAAGUCCAAUCAUCUGACCUUUAGGUGUUUCCGUGGUUUUUCCUUUGAAUCAUUUUUAUAAAACCUUGAACAGAAUAUGGAGAAAGUUUAAAGACAUCUACAAAAUACUUUAAUAUUUUAACAUGAUAGACGGAAACAAUAGAACGACUAAGUGAAACGAAGUGUGAAAAAUGAUUAUUUGAGAGCAAAUCAACACAGAAUCUUUUUUAGGGUAGCUUUGGGAAUUUGGGAAACUGUAAUACAAACAUAUAUGAUACAAUUUCAAGAGGGAUUCUGGAACUAGAGUAUCCAUUUUACCAUGCUAAUCUCCAUCCAAAACUGAUACGGACUGUUUCGAUAUCAAUGAUAUUUUCGUAUCCAUCUGCCCACCUUUAGUAAACCCAAAGCCUGUCUGUUAUUCCUACUUGCAACAUUCAGCUAUACUUUAGGCUAACACUGUUUGAACUCAAUGUUUUGAAUCUAAAAUAAAGAAAAGAAGGGAAAUAAAUCAGUGUUCUCUGUAGAGUCUUCACCGGUUCAAUUCACAUGUGAUAUUCUGAUUUAUUCUCAAGCUUUUAGCUGAAUCCCUUUCACCAGAAUUGUGUGGAUUAUUUCACUCUGUACACAAUAAACCAAGUGUUGACUUGAACGCGAACUGUGUCUAUACCUGGUGUAACAUGUAGCGACUCUAAGCCGUUUCCUGAUUGACACCUUUCAGGGCUUCCCACACUACAAGCUGACGUCAGUCAUCAGGCCUUAGCCUCGCAACAACAGCUCCUCCAGCUCCUGCUGCUCUAUUAUGGAGGCUUUAGCUGUUGUAAACGUCUGAGGAUUUAGAUCUACUCAUCCGUUAGCCUGCGGUGACCUGACAUAAACCUGCAUGUUCACUGCAGAUUUUGAUCACCCACCGACUUUUGUUUCCGCCGCAGCAGCUACACAAACGUGAAGAAAAUGGUUUGUGUUGUUAUUCUGAAGAUGAAAACUGCUCCUGAGUUGGCUUUUCUUGUCAAAGACAUUCCACUUUCUUUUGCUCAAAGUAAAAUCUCACAAGUGUCCUCACUAAUAAAUAUAAAGUCAAAAGCCACUAGUGAUUUCUGUUAGACCUCAGCUGUCUCUGUGUGGAGCUUCACACUUUAAUCCAUGACACAGUCCCACACUCAGGUCUUAAUCUACUAACACGGACGGGUGAGCAGCUCCGUUUCUGCUGAAGGACAAACAGGUUUUUUUGGUAGACUGACCUUUCCUGGGAAGGUUUGCCACACCGUAUUUUUCUUUAACUUGUGGAUAACGGCCUCGCUGUGGUUCACUGGAGGUAAAGAGGCCACAGGUCUGAUAGUAAACAAGGAUAAGAGUGUGGCCAGUGAUAUUAAACAGCUUUCCACAAAGUCCUACAAAAACUAUAACCACCAGUUUCAUCAUCGUUCAUGA
Gambusia affinis (western mosquitofish) is the source of this 3163-nucleotide messenger RNA. RefSeq names its product serotonin N-acetyltransferase-like. Gene Ontology annotation, molecular function: aralkylamine N-acetyltransferase activity. Gene Ontology annotation, biological process: response to light stimulus; circadian rhythm. The record is from RefSeq and is a predicted model, not a curated record. Gene Ontology annotation, cellular component: cytoplasm. The coding region runs from base 86 to 766 and encodes 226 amino acids. NCBI's taxonomy places the organism in Eukaryota, Metazoa, Chordata, Actinopteri, Cyprinodontiformes, Poeciliidae. The transcript has 3 exons.